AUGGCAGCUUUUCUGCUUGCAGAGAGCGCAUCAUGGCACGAGGGCGAAGAGAAGAUGCACAAGUUGAUGCGUGUGCCAUACGAAGACAACCCCACGGUUCUCAACCUCAGACCUGGUGGUGGUUAUUUUGUGCAAACAUCGCCCUUGAUGGCAAUAGGAACACUCGAUAAAGAAGGCCGCCCAUGGACGACUGUGUUAGGUGGUGAUCCUGGCUUUGCCGGCGAGAUUGCGCCGUCGAUCAUCGCCGCCAGAAAUACCGUUGAUUUCAAAUAUAAUCCGGUCCUAGAAGCGUUGGUUGAUGGUAAAAAUGAUGGGGAAAUAGUCAAGUUCGAGGAUUCUGGGAGGUUAAUGGCCGCUUUGCCUAUUGAUCUCGAGAAUAGGAGACGAGUGAAGCUGAUGGGACGAAUGAUUGCGGCCUGUGUGAGUAAGGGUGAUUCAGAUCGAAGCAAAUCCGAACAUACUGGGAUGGCUCAGCUUGUCUUCAAGGUCACCGCCAGUCUAGGCAAUUGCCCCAAAUAUAUAAACAAGAAACACAUUGUUCCAGCUCAGCCAGAGCCUACAUUGAUAUCUAACUCGCCCCAGCUGCCUCGGGGUGCAAUCGAUCUACUUAAUCGGGCAGAUACUCUAUUUCUAUCAACAACCCAUCGUCAAGAAUCUAUGGACACUAACAUCAGGGGUGGGCCCCGCGGUUUUGUCCGAAUUUUGUCAAACGAACCAAGUGGAGCUGUCCUUGUAUACCCAGAGUACUCGGGAAAUCGACUAUAUCAGUCUCUCGGGAACCUUCAGACUACACCGUGUGCCGGCUUUGUCUUCCCGGAUUUCGAAAAUGGAAACGUACUUUAUGCGACUGGAGACACGGAAAUUUUCGUUGGCAAAGAUGCCGCUACCCUCUUGCCUCGAUCAAAUCUCGUCGUUAAAAUCAAAUUAACAGCCGCAAGAUACGUUAAAAAUGGGCUCCCAUUUCGUGGAAUAUCCGGAGAUCCUUCUCCCUACAACCCAUCCAUGCGAUAUCUUCCCAUCGAGAGAGUCACGCCUGGUACACAAAUACCAGAAGAAAAAGAAGUCCCAGCAAGGUUAAUAAAAAAGGAAGUGAUCACACCAACCAUCUACCGGUUCCGCUUCCAAAUAAUGAAUCCUUCAAUUGUAGGGAAGUGGGAUCCAGGGCAGUAUGCUACUCUUUCUUUUAAGGAUGAACUGGAUAUGGGGUACAGCCAUAUGCAGGACGAUGACCCAACGAGCAUCAAUGAUGAUUAUAUCCGCACUUUUACAGUCUCGUCACACCCAGGCCGUAAUCUAUCGCAAGACGAGUUUGAAAUCACAAUGCGGAAGAAGGGUAGAGUCACAAACCACCUAUUCAGAGCUAACGAGCGAAGUGGAAUGGAAGUUUCACUGCGUGGUUUUGAUGGAAGUUUUCGGUUUGAAAGCUCUGGCGCUGCGAAUAGAAUCCUCCCUUGCAUUGCAGGCGGAAUAGGCAUCACACCGAUAAUUGCACUGCUACAUACCAUCGAUAUUUCUCGAAUCCAUCUGUACUGGUCGGUAGCUGUACGGGACAUUGGUAUUGUACACGACACUUUUGAGCAAUUCCCCGAGCUCCCGAACUCCACGGUUCUCUUCCUCACGGGCUUACAGGGAGUGGAAGCCAUGCUUGGGGAAGCGGAUAAAGGCAUGCUAGAAUCAGUGGCCAAGUCUAACGCCCGGAUAGAGCAUCGACGGCUGGAUGUUAAAGACUUAGUUCUCGAUGGAACAGAGGAGUGGUAUCUUUGUGGCAGCCCUAGAUUAAGAAAGAGUGUGACGGAUUGGCUUCGUGGAAAGAGGGUUAUAUGUGAGGAUUUUGAUUAUUGA
This is a messenger RNA of Coccidioides posadasii C735 delta SOWgp, 1842 nucleotides long. RefSeq lists its product as uncharacterized. The record is from RefSeq and is a predicted model, not a curated record. Lineage: Eukaryota; Fungi; Ascomycota; Eurotiomycetes; Onygenales; Onygenaceae. Gene Ontology annotation, molecular function: oxidoreductase activity.